AUGAGUUUUUACAAUGGUGUCGUGCCCGCAGACGGGCCCUCUGCACAGACUGGCAUUAAUUGGUCACUCCACCAACAGACUCAGAUAAAUCCCCAGUCUCCAACUACUGUCAGGGCUACGUCUAAUUCCAGCAAUUAUGCAGCACCGGUCACUCCUGCGCAAGCAUAUGCGCGCUCUGUUGUCUCUGGACAACAUGUUCUGCAAUACACCAUUGAGCGCCAGCAGCUAGAAAAACCAUCUGGUCAACAGCCAGGGCCAAAUUUGCAGUCUCCAAUCGGCGUUUCCGCGUCUACACGCGGUCAGUCGUACGCCCAGCGCCUGUAUGCCAGCUCGUUAAGCAAGCAGCCUCGAGUUCAGACCCAGCAGCAGCCCACCAGCAGGCAGCCUUCCUCUUCUGGACCUGGAGGAUCUCCAGUCAACCGAGCUCCGGCUGGCCCGCGUGCUCCUUAUAGUGCCAGAGCAUCUCUCAUGUUGAAUACGGGUCACACAAGCGCUCCUCAAACUGUUUCUCCUCUUGAUUUCUACCAUAGCAGUGUCUCAAAACUUGAUCUUCAGUCACCGGUACCUGAUCGAGGCACCAAUUCUCCAAGAGCUCGGCGCCCUCAGUCAGCUACAGGUUCCGCUUCAAGCAUCUCCGUGGUCCAUUCCUUGAUUCCCAUUCAAGCACCCCACGGUCUGGAAGCUCCCAGUAGGCGUAGCCCAGUUCCAGCGGAACUCCCCGAUGGACCUCCGCCAUCGCCUGCUGGCGACCUCCGACGGUCAAGUCAGGCGGGGUUGCGCUGUAGGAGCCCGCCCAGUACAACGCAUGUGAUACCAGGCAGCUCAACGUCAUCAGACAUUCCUCCACAGCCUGAGAGCGUGAACAAUGUCAUAGCUCCACCGGAGCCACCCCCAGGGGAGUUUGGCCCAUACUCAGAGGAUUAUUCAGGAGGUUCAGCUCAUGUGACUGCAAUCACUUCUAACCCCGAGUCCGUGACUCAACCUAGUGAUCCAUUGCCUGCACCUAUACAGACUGAGAGUCUUGAUGUCGGCAGUUCCGAGGAAGUACCAUUAUAUUCCCUCGUUGACGAAGAACCUCCUCCCCCAGACUUCGACGAGUCACAAUCCAUGAGCAACGUGAGUAGGGCGAGCACGUAUCAUGCCGAAUCACCCAUUGUACUGGCACCUCCUGAUGUACCGUCGCCCACACCGCACGAGUCACAAUCCAUGUGCAAUGUGACCAGGGCGAACAUGUAUCACGCUGAAUUACCAACCGUGCUAGCACCUCCUGAUGUACCCUCGCCCACACCGCACGAGUCCGAUUCUGUAUCUGGGGUCGUACCUUCAGUAGGUGCAGAUACUCCCCCAUUCGUUGGUAUCCCUCGUGCACUUUCUCCGGAACCUCUUUCUGGAUCUCCGCGAACCUCGCUGGCUAUGCCAGAAGUAGCGUCAUACCCUAUGGAGAAAGUACCUGAGGAUGUUAAAGAGAAAUCGUAUGGUUACUCUGCAGAGGACUCGAUGCCUAAGUUCUCUGAGAAGUCAUCAUCGUACCCAUCUAUGGAAGCUUCAUCGUCAUCUCGCACACUAUCCGAACAGGUGCCUUCAUACAGGCAACCUAGGUAUAACACCAGUCCUCGGGACAUACCGCAUCCUCGUCUCUCCUCGGCGGCCUCCCCACGCAAUGAUACCUCUGCGAAGACUUUUUCUACAGCACCACCGUCUGCUCUUCAACCGAGGAGACCUGUGGUUUCUACACUAGCAUCCAUCACAGCUUCUACACCUCCACCCACGAUGCCUGUACCUCCUCCAUUGAGCCCAAAGGUGUCCGAUGUGAACGCGGUUGAAGUUCGACCGACAACUUCCCUGCCUCCUCGACCCGGUAGCAGCCACCAACCAUCUAGCCCACCUCUUCCCCAAAAAGUCAGGGCAGAGCCGACAUUCCCUCCUUUAUCAGCAGGUACCCCACCUUUUAUUGCCGCUUCUGCCAGAACAACCUCGCAGAUGCAUUAUGCAGUUUCUCCUUCACCUCUUCCUCCGCCUCCCCUUCCCCAGCGUUCUCGGGGCCUAUCAGUACUCUCUGCAUCAUCAACUGGCAGUCGUCCUGCAGAGUUCAGACCUCAGCUAUCUCCGAAUGUAUCCCCUACAUUGCAAGGACAUGCUCCUUACCAGUCAUCGCGUCAAAGCUUCCAGCCUCCCGCAGAGUUCAGACCCCAGCUAUCUCCGGCUGUAUCUCCUACACUACAAGGACAGGGACCUUACCAGUCAUCGCGUCAUAGCUUCCAGCUUCCCGCAGCAUUCAGACCGCAGCUAUCUCCGGCUAUAUCCCCUACACCGCAAGGAUACGCACAGGCUCCUUACCAGUCACCGGGUCAAAGCUUCCAAUCACAGGCCUCGCCGCCACCGCCACCGCAACAUGCAAGUGCACAAAUUCCACCUGCUCAACCGGUUCAAUCUAGCAAGGGACUUGGAAAAAAUGUUGCGGCAGGUCUAGCAGGAGGCGCAGUUCUUGGUCUGCUCGGCGGGGCUGUGCUCGCUGAGACACUUAGCGGCGGUGAUAUUAUUGACGAUAUCACUGGAGGUAUGAAUGGAAUGACGUUUGGAAACCCCGUAGAUGGUCUGCUCGACUCCAACAUGGGCACUGGUGAUAUUAUAGGGAGCGGAUUCGACCCUACGACAAACUUUCAAGGAGACCAGAUGUUCGCCGGGAACUCCUCCGGCCAAACAUACGAUAUGUUUAAUCAGACUACGGGGAAUGGAGUAGACCUCAGCCAGUUUCAAGGACAGUUAUCUAUGCAGACAUUUGAUGUAUCUCAGUCACAACAGCAGCCGAAUGGCCAGAGCAAUCAAAGCAGCGGCAUGCACUAUCUGCAUGAUGCAGGACAGCUCAUGCAAGCCGCUUACAAGAUGUAUAAAACCUCGCACCAGACUGACGCAGCUCAGGGUUCUCAAGGUUCACAGACAACGGCUCCACUGCAACAAACCCUGGCGCCCACGGUGCCCAGCAUCUCAGGUACUGGUUACCUUCCUAAUUCGCCGCCGUUAGGAUACGCACAGACAAGCUACCCCAGCCAGACUCAGCAAACCGGACAAUCCAUGCACCCCAUGGCAUCUCAAACCGCUCAGCCACCCACUGCCACACCGUUCUCACAACAUUACCCAUCUGUAAAUCCUGCUUCUCAGCAGGGCACACAUCCACUUUCUCACCUUCACGCGUCCCCACAAAGCUCUCACACAUCUCAUACCCAGGGCCCACAUAUGAAUCAUGCCACUUACCCCUCCUUCGGGACCGCCGCUUAUACCAUGUCUUCGCAGGGUCCGCCAAUACCAACCCAGUAUGCUGUGAACCACGGUUACAGCACUGCCCCUCACCACGCUUAUUCGCCCCAAUCCCAGGCGGGAUACUCCGUCCAUCCCGCACAAUAUCAUGCCCAGGGAACCUCGCAACAGAGUCCCACUGGUCAACAGCCUCCAAGUGCUGGUGCUAGUCUAAACAAAACUAUGCUCGCAAAGCAAUUUGUCAAGGGCGCGUUGAUGGCUGGCGGUGUCCUCGCGAAAUAUAACCGUCUGAAUGGGGGUAGUGGGUUUGUAGGGAAUGGGAAUGGGAAUAAUUGA
Molecule: messenger RNA, 3591 nt
Organism: Suillus subaureus
Lineage: Eukaryota; Fungi; Basidiomycota; Agaricomycetes; Boletales; Suillaceae
Exons: 3
Coding region: 1-3591 (1196 amino acids)
Source: RefSeq, a predicted model, not a curated record